AUGUGGACAGCACACAUUGCCAGUCCAGUGAGGGGAGCUCUUUCCCACGUCCGUGUGCUUGACCUGUCCCGAGUACUCGCUGGCCCGUGGGCGACACAGACUCUGGCGGACUUCGGGGCCGACGUGAUCAAGGUCGAGCGGCCGCAGCAGGGCGACGACACUCGAGGCUGGGCUGAGUCAUGGGGCGUGAGUGGUCCACACAAACAGGACAAGGAAGGCAACAACACCAAGCAAUCGGCCUACUUCCUAUCGGCCAACCGCGGCAAACGGGCCAUCACGUGCGACAUCACGCGACCUGAGGGCCAAGAGCUCAUCCGACAGCUGGCAGCCAAGUGCGACGUGGUCGUGGAAAACUUCAAGGCGGGCGGGCUGGCCAAGUACGGCCUCGACUACGCGUCGCUCAAGCAGACCGGGCCGCGCAAGGAUCAGGCCGGCUACGAUUUUCUUCUGCAGGGCAUGUCCGGCCUUAUGUCGAUCACCGGCGACCCGCAGGGACACCCCAUGAAGGUCGGCGUAGCGAUCGUCGACAUCAUGACGGGCCUCUACGCCACGUCCUCCAUUUUGGCCGCCCUGCUCGAGCGCGACGCUCAGUCGGAGGGGAAGCGCGAGGGGCAGCACAUCGACCUCAGCCUGUUCGACGUUUCCGUGGCCUUCCUGGCCAACCAGGCCAGCAACUACCUGGUGUCGGGCAAGGCCCCGCAGCGCAUGGGCAACUACCACCCCAACAUUGCGCCGUAUCAGUCAUUUGAGGCAUCGGACGGCUACUUCAUACUGGCGGUGGGGAACGACUCGCAGUUCGCCAAGUUCUGCGCGACUGCUGGCAAACCCGAACUGGCCGCCGACCCUCGAUUCAUCACCAAUGCCAAGCGAGUAGAGAACAGGAAGGCACUCGAGUCCGAGAUCACGGAGCUCACCAAGCGGCGAACGCAGCAGGACUGGAUCGGAGCACUCAAAGAGGUGGGCGUGCCCUGCGGACAAGUCAACGACAUCGCCCAGGCAUUUUCCGAUCCUCAGCUCCACCACCGCAACAUGUUCCUUCAUCUUGACCAUCCCGCUUCUGGUGCGGAUGCGCCGGUGCCGCUGAUGAACAGCCCUAUCCACAUGUCCCGCACGCCGCCGGAAUGCCGCCUGCCCCCGCCCGCGCUCGGCGAACACACUGACGAAGUGCUGCGCGAGCUCCUCAGCAUGAGAGACGCUCAGAUCCAAGCGCUACGCGACCGCUCUGUGCUAUGA
This is a messenger RNA of Acanthamoeba castellanii str. Neff, 1233 nucleotides long. Its product is annotated as oxidoreductase, short chain dehydrogenase/reductase superfamily protein. NCBI's taxonomy places the organism in Eukaryota, Discosea, Longamoebia, Acanthamoebidae. The transcript is spliced from 10 exons. The coding region runs from base 1 to 1233 and encodes 410 amino acids. The record is from RefSeq and is a predicted model, not a curated record. Gene Ontology annotation, molecular function: catalytic activity.